AGAGUAAAAAUAGAAUAGGGUUGGAGAUGCCCUGAUCUAUUAAAGAAAACGUCAAUUUCGUGAGAACCAGAGCAACACGCAGCUACACGAAACUCAAAUUCCUAUAAACAAUAAAAGAGAGAGAGCUUUGAGAAAGUUGAUCCACUUCGACGAUUGUCGUAAUUAGCUAAAGUUCAAUCCAUCCAUAGUUCGAUACAAUGCCGAAGAAUAAGGGAAAGGGAGGAAAGAACAGGAAGAGAGGAAAGAACGAAGCUGAUGACGAGAAGCGUGAGCUUAUCUUUAAGGAAGAUGGCCAAGAGUACGCUCAAGUCCUUCGCAUGCUCGGAAAUGGCCGAUGUGAAGCCAUGUGCAUUGACGGCACCAAACGUCUCUGUCAUAUCCGUGGUAAGAUGCAUAAGAAGGUCUGGAUUGCAGCAGGUGACAUCGUCCUUGUUGGCCUGAGGGACUACCAAGACGACAAAGCUGACGUCAUCCUCAAGUACAUGUCUGAUGAGGCUAGGCUUCUCAAGGCCUAUGGUGAGCUUCCUGAGAAUACCCGUCUUAACGAAGGCAUUGUUGGUGAUGUUGAUGAAGAUGACGAUAAUGCGGCUGAUGACUACGUUGAGUUUGAGGACGAGGAUAUCGAUAGGAUCUAAGUCUAUUUUGCUUGGCCUUGUUCCCAGCUUGUAAUAUCAAAGUUUGAUGAUGCACCCAAGAUUUGGUGAAAGCAUGGAUGUUAAAAUAAAGAAAAUUGUUAUGUGUUUCGUAUCCCUAUUAUCAUUUUGUUUCCCUUAAUAAUUUACGGAAUGUUAUCAGAAUCGAAAAAACAAUCUGUUAUACAAUGAUUUUACAGGUAAAUAUUAUCUUGUCUUGGC
Messenger RNA from Eruca vesicaria subsp. sativa (arugula), 854 nucleotides. Lineage: Eukaryota; Viridiplantae; Streptophyta; Magnoliopsida; Brassicales; Brassicaceae. The record is from the annotation of a GenBank genome assembly.